This is a messenger RNA of Australozyma saopauloensis, 1062 nucleotides long. RefSeq lists its product as uncharacterized. Bases 1 to 1062 code for a protein of 353 amino acids. The record is from RefSeq and is a predicted model, not a curated record. Lineage: Eukaryota; Fungi; Ascomycota; Pichiomycetes; Serinales; Metschnikowiaceae. The transcript has a single exon.
AUGAAAUUCACCUCUGUCGUAUUAUCUUCGCUUUUAUUGAGUUCAUUGUCCAAUGCUUCUAGUCUCCCCAAGGACUACGAGAUCGUCGAAGUUAAGGAUAUAGAGGAGGCCCAGAAGAGGUACUCCUCCCUUCUCGGAAAAAAAUACAACCAGAUGGUGUUUCGCCUACUAGACUCGGGGACAUUUCUCACCCGGAGAGUCCAAGAGUACUGGGACGUGGAAGAAACUCUACAGGAGCUUCAAUAUGGUGACACCUUAAGUUCAGACCUCAGACUCCAGAACCUCUACAAGAACAGCCGUCUCUCCAUGGGACUAAAGAAAAAGUUCAAAGACAGACCAAUUCCAUACGUGGAGUUUUUCUAUAGCGACUUUGCUAUUGAGAGAUCGAAUGACCUCCUCCCAGUUUCACCCUGCCACAGUGAGAUCCUAGGCGAAGGCAGCGUAGUGAAAGUACAGCUCACAGAGAUCACAAGAGCGACGCCCCAAGGCAAAAUCGGGGUUCCCAAUUUUCUCCAGCUGAUACUAUCCACCGGUGAAGCCGACUUGGAGGUCGAGAGGGAAAACUUGCUGAUGAUGAGUCUCAAGUGCAAUGUGGAUCACGGUGAAGUGGGCCAGAUAUUCUUGAGCCACACAGAGUUCCUCUAUUUCAACACAUGGUAUCGAACAGUAUGGUUCGAUCCGAAUACUGGUACCUUCACAAAACCGGAGGAUUUUCAAAAGAGGCCGCGGGAGAGAAUGGUCAUGAAGUAUGGCAUUGGAGAAUGGUAUUGCGUUACUAGUAAGUUGAGGCCAUUGAAAUGCCAGGAAGUAGUCACAGACAUCACCGAUCCCCUAGAUGUUCCGGCCAAAAACCCAACUAUUGAAGAUACAACUAAGGAUGAAGAAGACGAAGAAAAAGCCAAUCAUGUGGAGCAGUGUGAUGAUUGCAAACGACCCUUGUUGCAUCCUGCCAAACUUCCGACCAUCUACAACAUGUCCCAGUAUCAAGCUCUAAAAAAACUGAAAGGCUUUACUGCAAUCUGGCCAAAAGAGAGAACAUCGAACGGUCUACCCAAAAACUAA